AUGGAGGAGAUGGAGGACGGGGUUGGGGUUGGAUUUGAUGGGAGGUUGGAUGGGAGGUUGGAUGGGAGGUUGGAUGGGAGGUUGGAAAGGAAGGUGGUGGAGGAGGAAGAGGAGGGUGAGGAGGAUAAGGUGCAAGAGGAGCAGAAGGAAGGGAUGGAUGGGGCUUUGGGGGAGGUUGGGUUUGGGAAGGAUAAGUCUUCAGAGUCACCACUUUGGGCUAGGGCACGACGGAUUAGGGCGCUACAGGACAGGAAGAGGAUGGCUGUUGAUAUUUCGGAGAAGGAAUCGUCGGACGAAUCGUCGAACGAAGCAGAGGACAGAGCAGAGGACGAAGAAGAGGACGGAGCAGAGGACGAAGAAGAGGAUGAGGAUGAGGACGAAGAUACAGAAGGGUCUUCUGCUUCCAUUUCGAGGAGGUUUAGAAGAAAGUCUGUAGAUUCUGCAGUGUCUGGGAAGUCUGCGAAAUUCAUAUUUUCCACGAACACGGCGAAACCAGCACUACUACAACCACAACGAAGACAUUCGACAUCAUCCUCACCCGACUUCGUCCAUGCUGUCUAUGAUGCUGAAGGGGGCGGCGAGGGCGAUGCCGGCACAGAUAGCGAACCCGAUCAUGAUGCCUCCGAUUCCGAUCCCGAUUCCGACGACGUCAAGUCCAACGUAUCUUCCAAAACUUCAUUUUCCAAAAGAUCUGUCAAGUCGACCAAUUCUACCACCUCCCCAUCCGUCAGACUCUCCUCACCCCCAAUCAAGUACCCACAGUUACCUCUCCCAUCGCCCACACCACCACCAGAACAAAUAUCAGACCUCGGUUCCGACAGCCCCAUCAUCAUCAAAAAUUGUGACUGUGCCUCUAGCCGGCGUCUCCUUUCUUGGGAAGAGGAGGAGACCGAGCAUGAGCAGCAUGAGCAUGAUGCCGUUGAGGUACAGGAAAGAAGAGAAAGAUAUAUUUGGAAUUGGAAAGAAGACGAACUCAGGUGGAUGAAGGAGAACGAGAACGAGAACGAGAACGAAACGGAACAGCAACAGCAAGUAGUGAGUGGAAAAAGAAGUAGUAGGAAGAAGAAAUUCGUCAGGGGAAAAUGGAGAGGUCACCCCCUUUUUGCGGCCGUGACGGCUGUGGAGGUGGGGAGGGAGGAUGUUAGGGACUUACUUUCUGUCUAUAAUUAUGGGGGAGGAGAGGGGAAUAUGAAGAAGAGGUUCUUCAACGAGGAAUUCCCGUUCAUCGCGUACGUCCGAACCACCGGCUCACAAGAUCAAGACCGAGAAAAAGACCUCCUCCCGAUCAUCCGCCAGCAAAUACUAGACGUCACAAGCUCCCUACUUUACGACCCAAACACGCGCAAAAAGAAAAUCAUCGCCGCCGCAGAGGGAUAUUUACCACUUGAAGCGCGGUUUGGAGGAGGGUUCUCAUUGACCCAGAACGAUUUGCAGAGGCAAUUUUCGUUGCCUAGUUGGCGGGAAAGGGAAAAGGGGUUGGAAGUUUUGGGUGGUGAUGGUGGUGGGGUUAUUACUGCGGAGGUGCGGAGGAGGAAGAGGGAAGAAGAGAGGGAGAGGGAGAGAAAAAUAGAGGAGGAUAGGGAGUUUGAGGAGGUGUUGGUGAGGUGGAGAGCGAGGAUGAAGAGGGAGAAGGAGAAGGAGAAGGAGGUGGGGGAACAAGGAGAGAAGGAGAAGGAGAAGGAGGUGGGGGAACAAGGAGAGAAUGAGGAGAAGGGGGAGGGGGAACAGGGAGAGGAUGAGGAGAAGGGAAGGGCAGGAAGGGCAGGAAGAGAAGGAGAAGGAAGACGAACCAAAAAAUCAAACGCAAACGCCGACCACGACCUCAACCUAACCCCCUCCACACCAACUGCAUACUUCUCCCGGCGCCGUUCCUGCCUUCACAACUUCUGGACCAAAGAAGCCCAACCCGCCGAUUUCGAGUCCGCCAAAGCCGUCAGACGGAACACUUUCCUCAAGUGGCGAGGGGACGGCGAACCCAACAAUAAAAGGCCCAAGGGGGAUGUGACCAAAGGUACCGCCACUGCGAACAAUAUUGCCGAGUGGGUUGCUAGCCAACGACGGUCUGGUCUUGGGCAAGAGAGAGGGCAAGGGGAAGGGGAAGGGGGUACGAGUGGUACGGCUACCGGUAGUAGUGAUAGGUUACCGGUACCGGUACCAGUACCAGUACCAAAAGAAAGGACUCCGAGAAAGAAGAAGAAGAAAAAGAAAAAGAAGUUAACUCGCCAACAACAGGCCGGGUUCGAUUAUACAGAACGAGGGAAGGAGAAGAAGGGGGAAGAAGGAAAAGAGCACCAGUGGGCAUUGUUGGCUGAUGAGUUGAUGGAGGUUUUGAUUCAUGCUAGCGAUUACGAUGCUAGCGAUGAUGGUGAUGAUGAUGAUGAUGAUGUUGUUGUUGAUGAUUAUGUGGAGGAUAUUUUGGGGUUAUUGGGCGAGGGUGAUGGGGUUAGGAGUAAUAAGAGACUACAAGAGAUGGAUGAAGAUGAAGAUAUGGAUAAAGAUAAGGGUGAGGAUGAAGAUAGCUACCCACUCGUAGAUCUUGUUCGAGAGUCAAUGAUGAAUACCUUCUAA
Messenger RNA from Sordaria macrospora k-hell, 2568 nucleotides. RefSeq lists its product as uncharacterized. NCBI's taxonomy places the organism in Eukaryota, Fungi, Ascomycota, Sordariomycetes, Sordariales, Sordariaceae. The record is from RefSeq and is a predicted model, not a curated record.